Molecule: messenger RNA, 783 nt
Organism: Arthroderma uncinatum
Lineage: Eukaryota; Fungi; Ascomycota; Eurotiomycetes; Onygenales; Arthrodermataceae
Product: DNA replication complex GINS protein PSF2
Exons: 3
Coding region: 1-783 (260 amino acids)
Biological process (GO): double-strand break repair via break-induced replication; DNA replication
Cellular component (GO): nucleus; GINS complex
Source: RefSeq, a predicted model, not a curated record
AUGGAAAUGGUGACCGUCGUUCCUCGACAGCGGCUAGAGGGCCUUGAAUUGCUUGGAGGACCAACAGAGGCGAUGGUACCGCCCCGGCGAUGCAUGCUACCAUUCUGGCUUGCUCUCCUGCUAAAACGACAACGCCGUGUUAAUAUACUGGCUCCCUCGUGGCUUGCCUUGGAGUCACUGUCCUCAAUUCUCGAAAUAGAGACCAGGCAAACAGAACAAUUCUGUCGACCGCCUACUCUUCUAUCUCCCGCACAGGAUGGAAACACGGGUGCCAGACAGCAAAACCGCAGCCACCGAACUCCUCGCCAUCGUUAUGAUAUGGAUGGGAAAAAAUACACCCCGACACCUCCAUUUUUACUUCAAAAUACCGUGGACGUUGAUCAGAUCGAGGAAAUCCAACAAUCAUUGCCUUAUCACUGGCUUGAGCUUGCGACUAUGCUUCUCGAUGUGGCAAGUGAUGAUAUUCAGGACUCUGAUCAAGUACGCCGCUGCAUACGGGACCUUCGAGAGGUGAGAAUGUCGAAGAUGCGUCAUUUGAUGGAAGGGCUAGAUGCCACUGCAGUUGGAGGCGGGGACGGUCUGAAAUUGACUGGCGUUGGAGCGAUGGAAAUCGGUGAAGCAAGAGGGUUUAUAGCUGGUGCUGCUGAGGCUCUGAGGCAAUUAGGGGCUUCGAAAGAGGAAGCUUUGAGAGAUCAGACAACAGAGGAGGGCGGAGGCGAAGGCGAAGAUCUUCAAUUCGGUGGAAAGAAUGAUUACGAUGACGACAUGGAUUUGGAGUUAUAA